GGAAGGAGAGGAGCCUAAGCGAUGGAAAUAAGGAUAAGCAAGCAAUCCAUGGCCACUGGAGUCUGAAGCCAACAUCAGCCAUGCAACAACCGCAGGUGCAACCCCGCCCCAGCGCGCGCGGCUUCCUCCGUGCCGCCGUCACGUUCAAGCCCAGGAACCCAUUCCUCCUGCACCGUCCGGCCGCGUCCGCCGCCGGCGCCGGCAUCGGCGUCCGGCUGACGGUGUCGGACGCCGAGCUAGCAUCCCGCGGCUUCGACGUGCGGCGCACCGCGGAGGGCCUGGACGUGGCGGCCCUGAACCAGGUGUUCGCGCGCGUGGGGUUCCCGCAGCGGCAGGAGGAGCGUCUGCGGCGCGCGCUGGAGCACAGCGAGGUGGCGUGGCUGGCGUCGGCGGCGACGGGCCGUCCCGUGGCGUUCGCGCGCGCGGCCGGGGACGGGGUGUUCAACGCGGUGGUGUGGGACGUGGUGGUGGAGCCGUCGUGCCAGGGCCUCGGGCUCGGCCGCGCCGUCAUGGAGCGGCUCGUGGCGGAGCUCCGGCGCAAGGGCGUCGGCAACAUCGUGCUCUACGCCGAGCCCAGGGUGGUGGGCUUCUACCGCCCGCUCGGGUUCGCCAUGGACCCCGACGGCAUCCGGGGCAUGGCGUACUACCGCAGCAAGCAGAAGACUGCACAGUGAUCACCACCCAUCUGUUCCGUGCUGUGCUGUGCAUUUCUUUCUUUCUUUUUGUUUUUCUUCCUGGUUUGCUCAGCACCGAUUUGGGAUUGAUCGAAAAUGUCAAAAUAUGAUUAAUACAACUCACAUUACAUAGUGAUCGAUGAACAAUUGAUUGUCAA
Messenger RNA from Lolium rigidum, 832 nucleotides. RefSeq names its product serotonin N-acetyltransferase 2, chloroplastic-like. Gene Ontology annotation, cellular component: cytoplasm. The coding region runs from base 81 to 674 and encodes 197 amino acids. Gene Ontology annotation, molecular function: N-acetyltransferase activity. The transcript has a single exon. The record is from RefSeq and is a predicted model, not a curated record. NCBI's taxonomy places the organism in Eukaryota, Viridiplantae, Streptophyta, Magnoliopsida, Poales, Poaceae.